This is a messenger RNA of Esox lucius (northern pike), 4217 nucleotides long. It is a transcript of the gene ptgfr, whose product is annotated as prostaglandin F receptor (FP). The coding region runs from base 853 to 2082 and encodes 409 amino acids. Gene Ontology annotation, molecular function: prostaglandin F receptor activity; thromboxane receptor activity. Lineage: Eukaryota; Metazoa; Chordata; Actinopteri; Esociformes; Esocidae. Gene Ontology annotation, biological process: positive regulation of cytosolic calcium ion concentration; inflammatory response; adenylate cyclase-activating G protein-coupled receptor signaling pathway. The record is from RefSeq and is a predicted model, not a curated record. Gene Ontology annotation, cellular component: plasma membrane. The transcript is spliced from 4 exons.
ACAAAUUACCUGUAAAUGUUUUUGGAAGCUCUCGGCAUACACCUUGCUUUUCACUGAACUUGCAAGCGUCAAAAUCAAACGUAUGACUAACCGGUAUAUUUCCCAAAACAACACAACAGAUCUCAGAGUAAGGCUUGGUGUGGCGCAACACAACGACUCAACAACCUGAAUCUUUCUACAGUAACGUAGCUGAAGGACUUCAUUGCGGUUAUGUAAAUUGGCUGUGAAGACGAGUGCGGUGAGUAAAUUGGCGAAAACUGUACUUGUGCGCUAUUUGACCGGAACGUGAGACCGAUGUUCUGGGACCGCACGCCUACGUUAUGGAGCAUUGUAACUCUCAGAAGCAGAAAAGUGGGACGCGCCUGUUGAGGAUCAAUUUUGAAAUUAAUUCGUAAUCAACCUGAUAACUGCUGAGAAGUGACCCUUAGAAAUUACAGAAUACUUUUGAGGUCACACCGCCAUCCACCCUGACUGCUGCUCUGUGGUUCGGUAGAUGAAUGCUGUCACUGAUUUGUCAUUGUUGCUCGCCAUCAAUCAUGCAGUUACUAAAUGGACUGAAGCAUCCUACUACUGGUCCUGACAGACGUUAGCCGGGCCAUAACAUCUGCCCAAUCAUCAAGAACUCAGAUACGGCAACAAAUUGCCCUUUCUCCGUUUCAAACACAUUUUCACAAGGAGCGCCCACAGCCAUACCCAAUCAACAUUAUAAUAACACUCCUAACAUGAAAUGUAAUAUUUAACAGAACAUUCAUGGAAUGGUUCCGAGCUGGUUUACUUGAGGAUGCUAUUACAUUGUCAAAAGCCAUUCAAUAAUUACUUCUGUUGAUCCUCAGUCUGGACCAGAUCUUUAUCAUGCCAGGCAAUGGGACCACCGAGGCAGGGUGUAGCAGGACAGUAGCAGAACAUGUCUCCAACACCACCUCCAGCCAGAUGGAGCGCUCCGUCACUGCGUCUGUCAUCUCCAUGACGGUGGGGAUCAUCUCCAACACCCUGGCUCUCUGCAUCCUGGUCAAAGCUUAUCACCGCUUCCGCCUGAAGUCCAAGGCCUUUUUCCUUCUGUUCUGCAGCGGUCUGGUAGUUACUGACUUCCUGGGCCACCUCAUCAACGGCUCGCUGGUUCUGUACGUCUACGCUUGCAACAAGAAGUGGGAGGCCUUUGACCCGCGCCACAUGGUGUGCGGUCUCUUUGGGGUGUCGAUGGUGUUCUUCGGCUUGAGUCCGCUCCUCCUGGGCAGCGUCAUGGCAGUGGAACGCUGCAUUGGGGUCACCAGGCCUCUGUUUCACUCCAGGGCUCUGGCUGCUCACCACACGAAGAGGUUGCUGGCGCUGAUCUGGCUGCUAGCUGCCUUGGUGGCUCUUCUGCCCGUACUGCUCUGGAGGCCAUACCAGGUGCAGCGCUCCAGGAGCUGGUGCUUCUUCCGCCUGGAAGGGCCCCGUGACUGGCUGGACAAGCUGCUCCCGCUGAUCUUCUCCUCUCUGGGCCUCCUGGCGCUACUGGUGUCCAUUGUUUGCAACAUGCUGACUUGCUGCACCCUGUUGCUGUCCAAGCUGCGCUGCCGCCGACAUCACCUGGCCAAGGGCACCUCCCACCACCUGGAGAUGAUCUGCCAACUCAUGGCCAUCCUGAUUGUGUCCUGUGUCUGCUGGGGUCCUUUAUUGGGUAUGCUGAAGAGGAGAGUCCACAAGCGAAGACCAAGCACUCUGCAGGAUCUAGUCAUGGUGAUCAUACUGAGCACCCAGGAGCAGGGCGAGUGCCCAGCCUUCCGUCUGCUGAUGGCGAUCCGCAUGGCCACCUGGAACCAGAUCUUGGACCCGUGGGUCUACAUCCUGCUGAGGAAGGCUGUCCUUAAGAAGGUCUUCCUGUUGGGCCACAGCUGCUGGGGAACCAAAUCUCAUUCCCACAGCCUUCCUCGCUGGAGGUGCAGCACAAUGAAGAGCUCUGUGGAGACAAGUGUUACUUCCAUCAGGAGUAAACUAGACUACUCUGGUGUGGAUGGAGUUGUGGAUGGAGGUGUGGAUGGAGUUGUGGAUGGAGGUGUGGAUGGAGGUCUUCCAGACACUGUGAUCAAAGCAAUGUCCUGAACCCCUGGAUGAGCGAUGUUAGGCUGCAUGAUAAAGUGUACAGAAGAAACUGGGAAUCAGAGACCCAUGAUAUUUAUCAUAACACACAGCACAAUGAACUUCUGGACCAUCAUUAACACUGUAUGGUACAUUAAUAGGCAGUUGGUGUUGUGUUGGUGUUGUGUUGUGUUGGUGUUUUGUUUUUGCUGGUGAACAGCCUUUAGUAUUUUAGGAUACUGGUGACAUUAUAAACCGAUCAUCAUUGAACUAGCUAUGCUUGCUACCAGAAAAACUAACAUAAAAUCACAUUAUGCUGGCUUGCAAAUUCAUUUUUAGUUCUAUUGGAUAAAUUGGACAAACUAAACCCUUCAAACUAUAAUAAUAAUUUCAGUAACAAGAACAGCCAAUAGAUUAGAUAAGUUAACACAAAUUAUUCAUAAACAAAAAGACAUAAACCACUAGUUAUAAAAUAUUCAUACUGCAAUUUAUUAUGCUGGGAGACAUAACAAUUGGUGUGGUUGUCCAGAGCAAUUUGACCAGCUUGACAAUGUAGCACCAGCAUAGACCAGCUUGAUCAGUUUCACCAGGAUUAGAGCAUUUGCUGGUCCCCAAAAAGACACAGCAAAGGUAGUUACCAGAAGUACCAGCCAGACCAGCUAGACAGCCAGUUCAACCCGCUGGACUAUGCAGGCCAGAUCAGCGUGGCCAACUAGUCUGACAGUUGAACCAGCUGGCCAGACAGCGCAGUGGUCCUUAUGUUAUCCUGUAGACUUAUGAAAGCCCUUCAUAUUACUUUAUUGUUAAUGCAUUGGAGUAAUUCCUUCAAUGCUGAACGGAAGCACUGUCUAAAGUACAAAUGCCCCUUGAGUUUUGGAAACAUGGCACUCAACAUUCCCAAAGAAAAAAGGUUAGAGUAACACCCCAUUGAUGGUAACAGAAAGGCAAUAAACAUGAGUAAGGAUUAAUGAUUGGGAUAUUUGAUUCCACUCACUGGUUAGUUGAUGAUUAUGACUCAUGACUCUUGCAACCAUUUGAAACUUGUCUGCUGAAAAUAAGAUUUGUGACAGUUCAUAUAAUUGUUCUUUGUAGUCCUUUUCUUCAAAUAUGUAGAUGUUAAUGCUGUAGUUGUAAAUUUUUUGCGGAAAUCUGUGCAGUGCAAAACUUCUAAGUGGAGCAUUUGGCGAUAUUGCAAAAUAUGGUCUAGUAUGAAGAUACAGCUGUUUUUAUUUACUGCCCUGGAGUGCAUCAGAGGGUUGCGUAAAUAGUCAAAUCACCACCUGGGAGGGGGGUUGGCCUUCUCCUGUCUUGUUGCCCUCUGGUUACUCCUUGUUGUGGGUCAAGCACCAGCUUAUUCAUGGCAUGUAGUCUUAGCAGACUUCUGUGUGUUUUUUGGAAAGGAAAGAAAAAGGUGCAGUGGUCUCUUCAUUUUUUCCAGAGCUAUAUGUAAAGCCCUCGGAUUAAACAUUCUAGGGCGAGGAUUACAAAAGAAUAUGUGCUCACAAAAGAAUAUGUCUGCAGCUCUAGAGAUCCUCACAGGUCAGAGUGUGUGCAGAAUAACAAGGCAGAAUAAUUCUUCCCAGCUUGCUCUUAGUUGGUGAGUGUCAGGAAAUCUGAAACAACACCUCAGCAGGAGUUACUCCGGGACGUUAAUUGUUCUGUUUUGUCUUCUGGAAUAACAUUAUGGCAGCUAAACAGUCAUUACAUUGAAAGAUGAGAUUUGGAUCCUCUUCAACCUGGUUGUUGAGGGAUUCCUGUUAUGUCUGGCAGAUGUUUGGACUACGCUUCUCUCACUGACAUUUCUAAACAGCUUUGGACUGAUUGAAAAAAAACAUUUUGACAUUUUGGAUGUGUUGAAAGUACAUUUUGUCCAGCAGGUUUUUUUGCUCUUAUCAGGAUUGUUUAUAGCUUUAAAGGACAGUGGAUCCCUUCUGUUCCUUCAAAAAUAUUUAAUUAAACAUGAAAGUGAUGUUCUCUUUGUGUUGAUGUCACAGGUAUUGUGUCCUUCAGAAUUAUUGCCCCCCCCCCCCCAGGUAAAUAAGUACACAAAGGCUGUGAAAAAAUUUAAUUGUUGAUUAUCUUGAUCUAACUGAAAGAAAUAUCAAACCAUUAAUUGGGUGAAAAAUCCUUUAAGAAAAAAAAUCAGAAAGUAAUGAAUG